UUUACCUAUUUCUCUUCAAAUUUUUAAUUUUCGAAAUGAGAUUUUUCAUUUUUGUCGGGAUCCUCGGAAUCAUUUUACUCCAGGGUGAAUCGGUACUGGGGCAAGACGACGAGGAAGAAUCUCCUCUCGAAAACGAAAUAGGCUCCGAUGAUAGCGAGACACCAGACAAUUCGGAGAAACCUUCCAAGGGUGAUCCUCCAUCCAAGAAGGAGUCACCACCGAGACAAGAUCCGAUUGAUCCCACCGAACCCGAUCCACCAGUUGCCUGGAUUCCUGAGAACCCACCACCAGGCGCUACGGGCGGAGGUGGUGGUGGGUGGGACACUGGCAGCGGGAAUCCCGACGAUAAACCAAGACCAAAGGUACUAGCUUAA
Folsomia candida is the source of this 374-nucleotide messenger RNA. RefSeq lists its product as uncharacterized. The coding region runs from base 36 to 374 and encodes 112 amino acids. The record is from RefSeq and is a predicted model, not a curated record. The transcript has 2 exons. NCBI's taxonomy places the organism in Eukaryota, Metazoa, Arthropoda, Collembola, Entomobryomorpha, Isotomidae.